AUGCUUCGGAAGUUGAAUCCGAGAAGACUUGUCGAGUGCGUAUUCCCGAUAUUGCAAUGGUCGCGCCAUUACGAACUACGGACGGCUCUGGGAGAUCUAAUCGCCGGAGUCACGGUCGCUCUCACCCUUAUACCCCAGUCCAUCGCGUAUGCGUCGCUGGCUGGUUUUGAACCGCAGUAUGGAUUGUAUGCGUCACUGGUGGGUGGCUUCGUGUACGGCGUGAUGGGCACCAUCCCACAGAUUAACAUCGGGCCCACGGCUCUGCUCUCUCUACUCACCUUCACCUACACCAAUGGCACCAACCCUGACUUUGCUGUGCUGCUCUGUUUCGUUGGCGGCGUCGUGACCCUCGUCGCUGGCAUUGCGCAACUCGGAUUCCUAGUGGACUUUGUAUCGACUCCAGUAGUGUCAGGCUUCACAUCGGCUGCCGCGGUGACCAUAGCCUCUUCGCAGAUAAAAGGACUGUUAGGGCUGCAUUUCGACGCCGAGACCUUUACGUCGACCUGGCGAGCCGUAUUCCAGAACGUCGCAAACGCGAGAUUGAAUGACACGGUGCUAGGUCUGUCCUGUUGUGUCCUGUUAACGGGAAUGAAGGCCCUAAAGGACAUUCGAAUCGAAGAAUCGGAGGACGGGAAGUGCAAAGGGCGGGCGAUGGUUAAACGAGGGCUUUGGGCCGCGAGUGUGUCGCGGAACGCCCUGGCGGUGGUUGCAGCGGCAGCGCUCGCCUUCUGUCUUCAUCGGGACAAGGAUCAUCCCUUCAUACUUACCGGCCACAUAACAGCGGGUCUGCCACACCCUCGAGUACCAGCGUUCCAAACUACAGUUGGUAACGGCACGGUGUAUGCCGGUGGAAUGUUAGCUCACCUCGGAAGUGGACUGCUAGUAGUGCCACUAGUGGGAAUCAUUUCAAACGUAGCCAUCGCUAAAGCCUUCUCGAAAGGCAAAGCCCUAGACGCAACACGUGAAAUAGUGGCGCUGGGUCUGUGCAACAUCGCCGGAUCUUUUUUCAACUCGUUCCCGGUCAACGGAUCGUUCACUCGCAGCGCGGUCAGCGAUGCCUCCGGAGUGGCCACUCCUGCCGCCGGCUUCUACACGGGUUUAAUAGUACUUCUGACGCUGACUCUGCUGACUCCGUACUUCUACUUCAUCCCUCGCGCGGCCUUGGCGGCGGUCAUCACGUGCGCCGUGCUACAUAUGGUGGACCUUCAAAUCGUCAAGAAAUUGUGGAAAACAAAUAAGCUAGACUUGCUUCCAUUAACGAGCACCUUCGUGAGCUGCCUGGUGCUAGGGAUCGAGGUGGGUCUGGGAUGUGGAGUAGCCGUAGACGUGUUGCUGCUGCUCUACUAUCAGUCGCGUCCGCGGCUCCAACUGCGAUACGUCCAAGAAGGGUCGCUUCCACCUCACUACCAGAUGCAUCCUGUUGGCGGUUUACACUUCGCGAGUGCUGAAAGAGUUCGAUCAGAGUUAAUGGCUCUUAAUGUCGGCCGACAGACAAAGAUAACUAGAGUGGAGGUCGUCACGCCCGAUGCCAUAUUGACAAACGGUGGCGCUGGGCCGGAGCCGCCCAAACUACCGCCCAACUUACUCAUCGUUUAUUGCGACGCACUCAGCCGCCUCGACUACACAUUCCUACAGAGCAUGAAUAUGAUGGUAGAAGAAUGGUCCCGUGAUGGCCACGUUAUCUGGUGCGGAGCUCAGCCCAAAGUCAGAGAGCAGCUGGAGGCUGCCAUUCACAAUCCCUUGUUCUGCUCGCACGAUCAGUUAUCAGCUGUACUAAUAGGAUUAUCUUCCGUCACUCAAGUCGGUAACGUUAGUGACACGCAGUUAUAG
Molecule: messenger RNA, 1830 nt
Organism: Pieris macdunnoughi
Lineage: Eukaryota; Metazoa; Arthropoda; Insecta; Lepidoptera; Pieridae
Source: the annotation of a GenBank genome assembly